AUGUUUCAAACAGACACUCUUAUUGAUACAUCAAUCUUGCCAUCUGAUAUCAUGCUAUUACGUGACGUUCAAUUUCUUAAUUUUGUUCGAAAAGAAGCUGGUGAUGCUGCUGCUGAUCUUUUUGAAAUUCAAAGUAUCAAUUGUGUUAAAUCUUUGUUGAUGACAACUGAUGUUUAUUGUAUUAUGAAUUUGAAAAGCAAAGCUUUAGAUGGUUUUAAAAAUAAAAAUGGUUUUAUGCUUGACGAUGAUACAUUCAUUAUAAAACCUGGUAUAAAAGGAAAUGUGGACUAUCUUAUUGAUUUGUUAAAACAAAAAUGUACUGAAGAUGCAAAAAUAUCAAAAUCUUCAAAACGUAAUCAAUCAUCAUCACCAUUAGAUAGAACCACAGACACAUCCUCAACUAACACAGAAUCAACAAUGACAGUUUUAUCGAGUAAUUUAUCAAAUGUUGUUACAUCAAAAUCUGUAAACUUAUCACUGGAUGAACAUAAAACUUAUAUAAUUGAUACGUUGAAUAAUUGGUGCAAAAAUAAUGAAUCGAGGCUUAAUUUGUCAAAUUUGUCAAAUUUGUCCUUGAUUGAAGGUCAACAUUAUUCUAUCUCCAUAUUAAAUGAUGCAAGUGGUGUAUUAAAAGCUAAUAUAAAAUGUUGCUGUAAUAAAUGGAUAUCAUUAACAAAUAAUCGUGGCAAAUUUCAACUAUCAAACUUUUACAGGCAUUUACAGGAUUUUCGUAAUGAUAAUACAUGUAAUGAAAUGAAAAAAUUAAUAAAAAAUGGUAAGUUGAUUUCAUCAAUAACAGCAGAUAAUCAACAAUCUUUUACAUCUUCAGCUACUGCAUUAGAUCAAGAUUUAUCAGCAGAUAAUCAACAAUCAUUGACAUCUUCAGAUAAUGGACCAGAUCAAGGAUCAUCAGUAGAUAACCUCGUAUCUGCUACAACAGUAUCAGUCGCAAUGACAUCGAAUUCGAUAUUGCUUAAUUCUUCGUCCACCUCCAUAACAACGGAUGAUCAUGAAAGUCUUGAACAACCUUCGCCAUUAUUAAAAAAUAAAAGUAGAGAGAAACGAAAGUUUCACUCAGUAGCAUCAUCUUGUAAUACGAGAGAAGCAGUAAAGAGAACGAGAAGACAAUAA
This is a messenger RNA of Rotaria sp. Silwood1, 1131 nucleotides long. Lineage: Eukaryota; Metazoa; Rotifera; Eurotatoria; Philodinida; Philodinidae. The record is from the annotation of a GenBank genome assembly.